Molecule: messenger RNA, 1083 nt
Organism: Didymosphaeria variabile
Lineage: Eukaryota; Fungi; Ascomycota; Dothideomycetes; Pleosporales; Didymosphaeriaceae
Gene: BET4
Product: Rab geranylgeranyltransferase
Exons: 3
Coding region: 1-1083 (360 amino acids)
Biological process (GO): protein geranylgeranylation
Cellular component (GO): cytoplasm; Rab-protein geranylgeranyltransferase complex
Molecular function (GO): Rab geranylgeranyltransferase activity
Source: RefSeq, a predicted model, not a curated record
AUGGCAAGCCACGGAAUAACGCGCGCGGCGGGUACGGCAGUGCGCACCGAAGAAGCCCGGCAACAACAGCUUCGCGACGUGGAUGCAUACAAAGAGCUCGUGGACCUCGUCAGUACGAAGGUCACCGAGAGACAAUACACACUCGAAGUUAUUGGGUUGCUUACGAAGCUUCUGAAGCAGAACCCGGAAUACUAUACGGUUUGGAAUCAUCGUCGACGGGUUCUAAACGCCCUGUUCCCUAGCGACCCCGCGGACGAGUCGUCUAAGCAUGGCGUCAACGACCUACUGCAGAACGACCUACAGCUCACAUUCGCACUGUUGCGCCAAUACCCAAAAUGCUAUUGGAUAUGGAACCACAGGAACUGGUUGCUAGAGACAGCUGAAUCGCAGCAAGGAGCUGAAGUGGGCCGUCAAUUAUGGUCUGGGGAGCUACUGCUAGUAAACAAGAUGUUGGGCGCCGACAGUCGCAACUUCCAUGCAUGGGGCUAUCGAAGAUUCGUAACAGCUCAGAUUGAGCGCUUGACAACUUUCACAGAGGGAGAAGCGCCGCGUUCUCUGAUCGAAGCAGAGUUCGAAUACACCAGCAGUAUGAUUAGGUCCAACCUCUCAAACUUUUCGGCGUGGCACCACCGCAGUAAAAUCAUACCCCGCCUGCUGAACGAGCGAGAUGCCAAUACCGACGCUCGGCGAGCUCUUCUGGAUUCCGAGCUAGCACUGAUAUGUGAAGCUAUCAACACUGAUCCCUUUGACCAAUCCAUCUGGUUUUACCACCAAUAUCUCAUGUCCACUUUGUCUCCAAACUGUCCUUCCAAAGAUCGAAUCGUCUUAAACCUCAACAAUGGCGAUCGCCAGCGCUAUUACGAGAACGAGAUGCAGUACAUCCGCGAGAUCCUGGGGGAUGAAGAGGACUGCAAGUGGAUUUACGAGGGUCUGCUAUUUCUGGCGGGCGCGUACUUGGAAGUCGACGGCGGCACGAAGGUAUUCACGACGGCAGAUAUGCGGUCGUGGUUGGAACAGCUGAAGAGGCUCGAUCCGUUGAGGAAGGGGCGAUGGGACGACCUAGGUCAAUGUUUGAAUCUAUGA